UGUUUGUGUGUGUACUCGGCAGGAUACGAAUCUCCGAGAUCUCCGGGGGCUACGCAGAUAGAUAUUGUACAUGAUGGGUGCGAUGGACUUGACGCGUAGGCUCUGCUUGCCUGCCCAUGUCUCUCACUCGUUAAUAGUUAAUCAAGGAACUUGAGUCACUCCUUUGUGCAACACGCUCUCGACAAGAGCCCGCGAGCGUGAUAACAUAGUACACGCGCCGACACCCCAAACACGAUAUCGUGUAGUCAGCUGACGUCGGUAGGGAAAGGUUCGGGAGGUAGGCACCGGAACACAAGGGCAGCAGCAGCGGGCGGUUUUUGCUCGCGCGCGCCAAGGAGAUCCAGGGAACAGGGUUUGGAAUACGAGGGCAGCAGCAGCAGGGCGGUUUUUGCCCGCGCGUGCCAAGGAGAUCCAGGGGUAAGAGUUUGGAAUACAAGGGCAGCCGCGACAGGCGCGCCAAGGAGAUCCAGGGACAGCAUUUGGAAUACAAGGGCAGCAGCGGUAAGCGUGCCAAGGAGAUCCAGUUACGUGAACAAGAAUAAGUCUAGCAGUAGGAGAUACAUCGUGCCGCAUUUUUUUUUUUUGCGGCGUAAUUAGGCGGAGGAAAAACAUGUGGGAGAAGUACUGGACGGAGAUGGAAUAUGGGCAUCUAAGGGAGAAGAACGAUGCACCGGCAGGAGCAAUGGCUGCCGGAAGAACGACUGCCGGGGCAGCUGGUGGAGCUGGGCUCGGUACACAACGGGUGAGCAUGAAAAAUGACGGAAAUUGUGCUUUGAGCGGUUACAGCAGCAGUCGCAACCCGCCCAAAAUCCCGACGAAUUCGACGAAGGCCGUGAGCUGGCUUCGGAGAAUGCGGAAUUUCCUGGCUGUCGAGGAUUUGGAGCGAACCCUUGACCACAUGCCAUCUACUGGUUAUGUCAACGUUAUCAGUUGUCUGGAUCGCACAUACCUGAACCAGACUCACGGUGCACAUCUGGUGGCAGCUCACCAGCGGGCGUGGGGGUACAUGUUGGAAGCAACCUGCGGCACGGACAUUGAAGAACGGUUGGGUGCUUGCGACUGCGUCCCUGAGGCGUGGAGCGUGAUCCACGAAUGGCUGUUGCCUACUCUUGACGCUGAGAAGACGUUGCUUGUGAGGCGACUUGAGACGAUUGAGAUGCAUCCCGGCGAGGACCCGAAACUCUUCUUCGCCAGAGUAGACGGAGUGAUCAACAUCAUGAAAGCUGUCGGCAUCGAAAAAUCUGAGCGGGCUAUCGUGCACAUCAUUGUCCGCCAGCUUGCGCACGAGUACGAUAUCGAACGCAAGUCCAUCCUGGCCGACCCCACCAUUUCCCGAGCGAAGGUGGAAAACGUUGUUCGCGCGGCAUACGCCAACAAGGUCAUGAUGAAGGAAUUGGGCAAAGCGCAGGCGGCACCGGCGGCAGCGGUGACGGUUGGUGGGCUUGGGUCCGGUCAUGGUGGCCACGGUCAGGGGGGACUACAACGGCGGUGGCGGCAACAGCGGCAGCAUCAGCAGUGGGUUCGUCCUCAGCCACCACCUGCACAUUACCCACCUCCUAACUUCCCGACGUGGGGAUCUGGGGGGCUCUAUGACUGUGGGCGCAACGCUGUGUACCCGCAAGAGGAGUCAGCUUCGCCGCAGGGUGCUCUGAUUGGUGUCGUUCAUCAGUGCGUGAGAUGCGGGAGGCAUGGACACUCACUUGGCGACUGCAAUGCGCCACGACGCUUUGAAGGCAACUGCACUGCCUGCGGUGAGUAUGGCCAUCGGCGCCGCAUGUGUUGCACAAUCGACCGCAUGCAACAGCACGUGCCCGUCGGUGACGGAGAGGGUCUCAACGCGAAUGGCAACGACGCUAUGCCGCACCAGCAGCGGAAGCGACGACGCUGGAGGAGGCAAAGGCAUCGACAGGAGGCGCUGCUCCCCGUGUUUGCAGCUGGCGCGGUGGCAUGGGGAACAGUACCUGCGGCAGGAGCGGCGACCGUUGAUGGUGGUUUCCCCACUACGGUGGCGGGGGGAACGGUCGGGGGGCAGGCGCUCGCGGCGGGAGCAGCGGCAUCGACGGCAGCACCGGCGGCGAGAGCGGCGACCCCCGGCAGCAGAAUCUUCCCCGCGGCGGCGGCAGGGGAGACGGCCGGGGCGCAGGCACUCGCGGCGGGAGCAACGGCAUGGACGGCAGCACCGGCGGCGAGAGCGGCGACCGCCGGCAGCAGAGUCUUGCCCGCGGCGGCGGUGUGGGAGCCGGUUGGGACGCAGGCAAUUGCGGCUAAAGCGUCAGCAGCGCAAGAGCCGGAGGACGAGUGCGAUGAGGAUAGCUGUUGGUUGGGCCAUGGCGACGAAGGUGGCAACAGUAGCGACGGCAGCGGUGACGGCGGCAUCGGGGCGUUGUCCGCCGGUGCAAGGCAUCCCGGCGCCCAUCCGACCGUGAGCAAUGGCAUCUACGUCGUGCGGGACGAUGGGGGGUAAUGCCAGGAAGGGAGGAUCGAUCGUGGCAGAAGUGUGCGGCAUGAAGUGAGAGACUUGGUGAUCGGGAUCUCCAAAGGAGGAAGUAAGAGACUUCGUGAUCGGGAGCUCCAGUGGGGGAUGACCGAUGGUUGCAACGACGCAGCUCUGGAUCUACGCGCGGUUCAGGCACGUUUGUGAGAAUUAUUGUGUUUGGGUUAUUUCUAGGUUUGGUUUUGUUUUGUUUGUCGAAAACCAUGAGUUUGAGAACUGUGUCGACGUAGACUUAGAGUUGCGAUGCGCAUGGUUGGUUACAUUGUGAUUUUCAUAUGUUGGGCAUUGAGUUUGGAUAAUCUAAGAAUUCAGCACGCCGAAUGGUUCAGUUGACAUCGUUGGACCACUGCUGGCACUGCUGUCGAAAAUCAUGGGGGGGGAUGAAUGUGAUUGUGAUGCCAUGAUCCUCGUCGCAGUACAAGCAGCGUUCUAGCAGACGUUCGGGUUUGGUUUUUGUUCAUUUUGUAAACGUUUUCCCCGUUUUACCUGCGGAAAAUGAGAAUUUCUUGUUUGUUUCCGAUUCCGCGUUUUACCUGCGGCUUUCGGAGAUAAGGUCAUGAUAUUUGUUUGUUUUCUCGUUGUUAGUAUUCGAGAGUUGUGCCUUGCAUGUAUUGCUAUAGGACGGAUUGAGUUCCAUGGUCGGAGAUAUGUCGAAGGGGAGUCGUCAAUCGGUAUAUGUUUUGUAUUCUGUUUCUUGCAAUCCAGACGAAAUACUGGAUGGCUUGCAUUUUCUGUUUCGGGAGUUAUUUCAGCAGGGGGGCUGUUAAGCUUUUGUGUUUUGGGAGAUGAUGCAGCAGGGGGGCUGUUAAGCUUUUAUGUUUUGGGAGAUACUGCAGCAGGAGGGCUGUUAAGAAAUCCAUGUCUUGAUGUUUGAGAAACGGCAUAAUUGGUGAAAGUUUCCUCUGGCGUCUUCGACCGCCGGGUUUUUAACCUUUGUCUGUUUUUGCCGUAUGUAUUUGGUAUUGAUGGUGGUUCUGAACGAUGUACUGGAGGAAGGAUUUGGCAUAUUUUGGUAAGACAUGGUUGAGGCCUGUGUGCUUCCGAAGCUUAUUUUAAAUUGGUCAAUGAGUUGAAACACAGUUUUGUGCGAGAAUUUUGUUCGAGGUAUUUGUUGACGCGUUUUGCCAGAGUUGUCCGUCCAGAGUCUUUAUGACGUGGCUCUGAUGUAAUGUUGAUCUUUGCUGAGUAUUUUUAAAGUAUAAUUCUUUGUUUUGACUGCUUGAGAAUGUGGUGACGACGUUUUCUCGAGAGGGGUGCUUGUUAAGACUCAGUGAAGUUCCAUAGUCAUAAGAAGAAGGAGUAACCUGAAAUUUGAGUAUUCGAUAGAUCCGGGAGUUGAGAUGAUUUAUGGAUACAAAAGGUGAAUGGUUUUUGAAUUGUUGCCGUUUUACUUGGCGAUAUAUGUACGGAGGAUCUCGUAAUCGU
Molecule: messenger RNA, 3919 nt
Organism: Ectocarpus sp. CCAP 1310/34
Lineage: Eukaryota; Phaeophyceae; Ectocarpales; Ectocarpaceae
Source: the annotation of a GenBank genome assembly